Messenger RNA from Symsagittifera roscoffensis, 1145 nucleotides. RefSeq lists its product as uncharacterized. Lineage: Eukaryota; Metazoa; Xenacoelomorpha; Acoela; Convolutidae. The coding region runs from base 34 to 1143 and encodes 369 amino acids. Gene Ontology annotation, cellular component: nucleus. The transcript has 4 exons. Gene Ontology annotation, biological process: regulation of transcription by RNA polymerase II; cell differentiation. The record is from RefSeq and is a predicted model, not a curated record. Gene Ontology annotation, molecular function: DNA-binding transcription factor activity, RNA polymerase II-specific; sequence-specific DNA binding.
UCGAAGUUUCAAUUGAUCGAGUUCCAUAAAAUUAUGGACUUCUAUCACGCAACUACCAAUUCCAUGAUAAAUUAUUCAAAACUUGCCCCGUAUGAUUGCUUACAUCCGAGUUUUUAUCUGAACCCUUACGACAAUUCGAAGAAUAUAUGUCUGAAUAAGCAAACUUACGAGGAUAACUUGAGAUUAUUUCUAGGAAACAAUUCAAUAAGUUCGAUGCUUUGUCAGAAGAAAAACCAGACUGCGAUCAGUAACAACAUUUACCAAUCUGGAACUGCAUUGCUUUCAUCUCCUUUCAGCAGCCAAUUUCAUAGACAUCAAUCUAAUCCAAACAGCCUACAAAACAUACACCACCGUGAUCCACUUUUGAACCCACCCCUGGACAAACUCCAGCCAACCACCCUUCACCAGGCCAUGCACUUGACCUCUCCCACGGGCUCAUUUGCUUCUCUCCCUGCAUGGGCAUACAAAGCAGAGAGUUGUCCAGGGUCGCGUCAGAUUCAACUGUGGCACUUUCUACUGGAACUGCUAAACAACUCCACACCUUCCUCGAGUAGUGAAAAAAGCUACAAACAUGUAAUCAGAUGGCAGGGUGACAUGGGGGAGUUUGUGAUCAAGGACCCUGACGAAGUGGCCCGUCUGUGGGGGGAGAGGAAAUGCAAGCCACAGAUGAACUACGACAAACUCAGUCGCGCACUCAGGUACUACUACAACAAGCAGAUUCUCAAGAAAAUCAAAGGCAAACGCUUCACUUACAAGUUCAAUUUCACGAAAAUGGUGCUUUUAACGCAACAACUACCUCAUCCAUUCACAAACGCCGCAUUAUUAAAGCCACGUAGCAACCAGCCGAUUAACAUAACUCGAAUGCCGCCGCCUUCCGACUUUCAUACGAACAUUCCGACAGGGAUGCAUCUAAACAAGACAUUGAACAAUUUCUCCAAUCACACUAUCAAUUACUCAAUAUUGGAGAAACAUCCUCACAAAUAUCAACCGAAUGCAUCCCAAAAACAGACGUCAAUGAACCUAGAUGGAAAAGUAGAUGAUAUCAAAUUAUGUCCGAGCCUAGUACAGACUGUUCCGAUGAAUGCACCGAAAGUAGCUCCGAAACGCACAAUGAUGAUGAGAGAUAUUUUGGAUCUAAACUGAAA